Polistes dominula (European paper wasp) is the source of this 3791-nucleotide messenger RNA. It is a transcript of the gene Hr38, whose product is annotated as Hormone receptor-like in 38. Gene Ontology annotation, cellular component: nucleus; transcription regulator complex. Gene Ontology annotation, biological process: cellular response to corticotropin-releasing hormone stimulus; regulation of transcription by RNA polymerase II. The record is from RefSeq and is a predicted model, not a curated record. NCBI's taxonomy places the organism in Eukaryota, Metazoa, Arthropoda, Insecta, Hymenoptera, Vespidae. Gene Ontology annotation, molecular function: RNA polymerase II cis-regulatory region sequence-specific DNA binding; nuclear receptor activity; nuclear glucocorticoid receptor binding.
CUGACCUCCAACGACAUCGUCUGGAAAGAUUCAUCUUGCGCUACGACGACGCACGCAGUACGGGGGCGAUGCGUACCGUAACCGAGGAUACAACAGGGACCGAAGGAACGGCACCAGGUGGUGGUGGUGGGGGAUCGGCAGCUACGAUUCAUCAACGUCUCGUCGUUCCACCUAUUAUUGGCCGGCAACACCACGUCGUCGUCGUCGAUCACGAUCACGAUCACGAUCACAUUGAUAACGAACAACGUGAAAGAUCAACGACGACGACGACGACAACGACGACGGCCAUCAUCACUGCUACCACGACGACGACUACUACGACGACGAUCCAUUUGCCUACGAGCGUACCUUACCAUCAACAGGUCACCAUCGUUGCGGACACCAACAACAAUCACGACCAUCAUCGCAACCUCGAGCAACAUCAUCGUCAUGAUCAUUGGAACAAGUGGCAGUUGCAUUCGCCGAACGGCGAUAGCGACAACAGUAACGGUAGUCAACGUGUGGUAGCCAUUACCAGAAACGAGAUAGAUCAACAGCAACAGCCUCAUCGGCAGCGACAACAGCAAAGACAGUCAACAGCUACCGUUCCGGUUCUCGGUUGUACAAAUCAUUCCUCGAUUACUACUACAACCACGACGGCCUUUACAGUCGCCUCAAGUAUGCUUCUACUACAGACACAAAGUCCAUUUGGAUGCAGCAGUUUUACGGAUUUGUUGAGCGUGCCCUACACGGAUUCUGCAGAUGCUGGAAGUUUGCCGGAAGAACUGGAUCCAUUUCCAGAAUUGCAGCUGGGUAAUCCGCAAGAUGAACCUCCACAAUCCCAACAAAGCGUUCAUCAUCAAACAGCCCAACCUCCUCCACCGCCACCACCCCUUCCCGAAGAAAUUCAACCUGAUUCGCUGAGUCCUACACCAUUGCCGAGCUUCCAAGAGACCUACACAGUGCCACGAUAUAGCAGACAAGAACUUCAGAGUCUCGGCAUCAAGAUGGAUGACGAUUGUUACGAAAAUUCGGUAUAUUCCUGCGGUACUCCUCAUUAUGCCACCGAAUUCACAUCGGGUGUUUCCUAUCACGAGCACCACAGCCAACAACAACCUCACCAGCCACAGCAACACCAUCAUCAUCAUCCCCAAGUUCAUCAACAACAACAACAACAACAACAGCAGCAGCAACAACAACAACAGACUCAGGCACAAGCACAUCAUCAUCACCAUCAUCAAGCUUAUUUUCCAACGGAAUCGGCACCAACGCCAACCGCGGCGCUACCGUCGCCGUCAAAUCAUCGGCAAGAUUCACCUUACGGAGUAGCAGUGACUGUACCAAUGGUAUAUGGUCAAGCACCAACCAUCACGGGUGGUUCGACCGUACCAGUAGCACCAACGGAUAUUUGUCCGAACCUCGAGAACGUCGUCGUUGGUCCUCCUCGUUCACGAAGGGCAUCCUUACCCACCCAAAGGUCGGAAUCGGCAAGUAGUGGCAGCAACGAGUCCCCUAAGGCACGCGGAGGAGGUGGUAACGCUAACAUCACGAGCAUCACUGGCAACACAGCAAACACGGCGAGUUCCGCGAGUUCCGUCAGCCCUCCGUCGUCCGGAAGCGGCAGUACCAGUGAACGUGCACCACCAAGUCCGAGCCAAUUGUGCGCCGUUUGCGGUGAUACAGCCGCGUGUCAGCAUUAUGGCGUGCGUACGUGCGAGGGUUGCAAAGGUUUCUUCAAGAGGACGGUACAAAAGGGUUCCAAAUACGUUUGCCUCGCUGAAAAAGCUUGCCCGGUCGACAAGCGUCGUCGAAAUCGUUGCCAAUUCUGUCGCUUCCAAAAGUGUCUCAUGGUCGGCAUGGUCAAAGAAGUCGUUAGAACAGACUCGUUGAAAGGUCGUCGCGGAAGGUUGCCUUCUAAACCAAAAUCACCGCAAGAAUCCCCGCCAAGUCCACCAGUAUCCUUGAUCACGGCUUUGGUUCGAGCUCAUUUAGAUACUACCCCGGAUCGAAUGAAUCUCGACUACUCGCAGUACAGACUAUCGAGACCAGGAGAUUUGUCCGUAACUGAGGCAGAAAAAAUUCAACAAUUCUACAGUCUAUUAACUACCUCGAUCGAUGUAAUUAGAAAUUUUGCCGACAAAAUACCUGGCUUCACGGAUCUGGCACGAGAGGAUCAGGAAUUGUUGUUCCAAUCUGCCAGCCUGGAACUAUUCGUCCUAAGGUUGGCUUACCGCACGAAACCGGAAGACACCAAGUUAACAUUUUGCAAUGGUAUCGUUCUCGCAUUGGAACAAUGUCAACGUAGCUUCGGCGAUUGGUUGCACAGCAUUCUCGAAUUUUGCAAAUCACUUCAUAGCUUGGACGUGGAUAUCAGCGCGUUCGCCUGUCUUUGCGCUCUUACCCUGAUUACCGAGAGGUACGGUUUGAAGGAACCACAUCGCAUGGAACAACUGCAAAUGAAAAUAAUCUCGUCGUUGCGCGAUCACGUAACUUAUGACGCCGAGGCCCAAAGGAAAACGCAUUAUUUGUCGCGUCUUCUCGGUAAGCUGCCGGAAUUAAGGAGUCUUUCGGUUCAAGGUCUUCAAAGGAUUUUUUACCUGAAACUCGAGGAUCUCGUACCGGCGCCACCCCUAAUUGAAACGAUGUUUGGUAGUAUACCCUUUUAAUCGUUUCCUCCUUCGUUAUACUAUCACUGUACCACUACCACCACCACACUACCACUACUAACACAAUCAUCACUACCAACCAACGCCACAAUCACACCCUAAACGAAGCCUAAGGCUACAACAAUUUCUAAUCUCGUAAGACGUACUUAAACGCGCGCGUCUUCGAUGAUUAUUAUCCUACGUAUGGUUGACUCUUAUCAAAAUUCCACUUUUACUAAAUACUUUCUUUUCAAUUUAUUAUUAUGCCUAGCCUGGCUUUCGUUAUAUCUUCAUUAUGCGUGUUGUUUACACAAGUGCGCGCGGCUGUUGUUUGUAAGUGUAUUUUAUUGUCCUUUCGAAUGAGCUUAUCGAGGAGCAGCUGAACAGAUUAUAAUUGUCCUUUAUUUUAUCCUUAUCUACAAAUGUAAGUCCCCGAGAAUGAAUUUAAUAUAUUAUUAUUAUUAUUAUUAUUAUUAUUAUUAUUAUUAUUAUUAUAUAUAGUAGAAUGUAGGCACAUAUUUUUACGCGUACGCAAUUGUACGUGUAUAUUAUGUACAAUCUUUGCGUUUGCGUAAUUAUGCGCAAAAUUAUUGAACGAAUGAGAGAGUGGAUGAAAGAAAGAAAACAAGAGAGAAAGAGAGAGAGAGAGAGAGAGAGAAAGAGAGACUGGAGAGAAAGAAUAAGCGCGAAUCUACGCGAUCGGAGUUAUCUUUUAAGGAAAAGUACCCCAAUGUGCGUGCCUGAAGCUCCGUAUGCGUUACUACUACUAUUAUUAUUAUUAUUAUUAUUAUUAUUAUUAUUAUUGCUAGUACUAUUGCUAUUACUAUAAUUAUUAUUAUUGUUACUAUAAUUACCAUUACUUACUAUAAUUAUUAAUAUCAUAACGUUACCUGCCCGUGCUGUCCGAUUGGUAGGAAACGGAAAGGAAAUGAUCGAACUAUCGAAGAAUCGAUGAACAAUUCGAAAAGCUUCUUAUGCGAGCGGACCACACGAUAUCGGCGAAAUUUCUUUCGUAUAACUUUUUGCUAUCGUUCUUAUCUUAUUAGAUUUUUAGAUCGAGCUUUGAAGAAAAGAGCGAGAGAGAGAGAGAGAGAGAAAAGAAAGUUGAAAGUGCGUUCGUUUUUGCGUGUGAGAAGAGAAAAGGGGAUGAUGAUGUAUUUAGGGGGG